AUGGCCGGACCUAUUGGAUAUCUAUUCCACCGAUCGUCGGGUAAACUCGUUCAUCCUAAAGGAGGUUCCUCUGAUCCAGGGAAUAACACCUCGUUAGUCCUGUAUGAUGACAGGAGCAAUGCCGGCCGGCUCCAAGUUAGGUUCGUACCAGCUGAAGGAUCUGGGCAUUUUGGCUAUAUUCAGCAUGUAUCGAGUGGUAAGAUUGUGCAUCCUCAAGAUGGUCGAUUAGAUUGUGGAGAAAACACCCACCUAGUCUAUCAUUCUGAUCGCCAUGGAGGCGCCCUCUUUGCAUUUAAUGAAGGUGAACGCAUUGUGCAUAAAGGAGGAAAGAUCUGGCAUCCUGAAGGAGGAGCACUCAAUCCUGGCAACGACACACUGUGCCUUCUACACUCUGACGCGCACCAUGCUGCCAAAUUCUAUUUUGGCGAUUUGAAUGGCACAAAAAUGUCCCCAUAUCCAGAUCCAAGCCUCAGCGGGUCCUGGGAAAUGGUAAAGGCUUUCAUUUCGCACGAUUUUGUGAUUUAA
Molecule: messenger RNA, 525 nt
Organism: Paramuricea clavata
Lineage: Eukaryota; Metazoa; Cnidaria; Anthozoa; Malacalcyonacea; Plexauridae
Source: the annotation of a GenBank genome assembly